UGGCAAUAUGGCGUCCUCCUGGAUGUGCUGAUGAGAGGAGUUUCACUGUAGCUCCAAGCCAGAGGGCAAAACUCCCCUAGCGCAGCAAGCCCAGGUUGCCCGUUCUCUCCGCAGGUCGGUGUCGCCCGCUUCUCGGGUCUCGUUCUCCGGCAGGAGAAAGCCACGGGGCCGAAGGCCAGCGCCAGCCAGGCCGCGGGGACCCAGGGCUGAGGAGCCGGCCGCCGGCGAGCACGAUGGGCCGGUCCUGGCUCCUGCCGCAGCAGCUCCGGCGAGUGCGGGACCCGCAGGGCUGAGACUGCUCGCGCGAGACCCGAGGCGCGCCGAACCUGUUCCCCUCGGCCGGAGGCCUCGGUCCGGUUGGCGCAGUAGGCGAACCCGCACCAAGGGCGGGCGGCCUGCGCGUCCCUGUCCUCGGGUCUGCCGAGGCGUUGGAGGCCGAGAGCGGGGUCAUCGCGAGGCCUGGAGUCUCUCGGCCCUUGACAGCUGGGCUCGCAGCCCCUCCGGGAGCUGAGAGCCUCGGACGAGCCGGCGCCGCCUGGGACCCCGGUGUGCGUGUGUCUGUGCGGAGCUCCUUGGGCUGCCCCACUUGCCACCGGCUCUUCCCUCCCCACUUCGACUUCCCGCGCAGAGUUAAGAGAAAGGGUCCCGGACUUUUUGCUGAAUAAGGAUCUCCGCAAACUCUCCAUUCAUUUAUUUUCCGACCCCCCCCCCCCCCGUUUCUGUAUCUUAUUUCAGUAAUCCUGGUACACACUAGUUUUUAAGGCUGGAGGUUCUCGAGCGCUUGCUGCCAAGGACUCCCCCACCCCCUCCCCCCCUGAUGGAGUCCGAGAUGCUGCAGUCGCCCCUUCUGGGACUCGGGGAGGAAGACGAGGCCGAUCUUACAGAUUGGAACCUGCCUCUGGCUUUUAUGAAAAAGAGGCACUGCGAGAAAAUCGAAGGCUCCAAAUCCUUAGCUCAGAGUUGGAGGAUGAAGGAUCGGAUGAAGACAGUCAGCGUGGCCUUAGUUCUGUGCCUGAAUGUCGGUGUGGACCCUCCUGACGUGGUGAAGACCACGCCUUGUGCCCGCUUAGAGUGCUGGAUCGAUCCUUUGUCAAUGGGUCCUCAGAAAGCUCUGGAAACCAUCGGUGCAAAUUUACAGAAGCAGUAUGAGAACUGGCAGCCGAGGGCCCGGUAUAAGCAGAGCCUGGACCCAACUGUGGAUGAGGUCAAGAAGCUGUGCACUUCGCUGCGCCGGAAUGCCAAGGAAGAGCGGGUCCUCUUCCAUUACAAUGGCCACGGCGUGCCCAGGCCCACAGUGAAUGGCGAGGUCUGGGUCUUCAACAAGAACUACACUCAGUAUAUCCCUCUGUCUAUAUACGACCUGCAAACCUGGAUGGGCAGCCCAUCUAUUUUUGUCUAUGACUGCUCCAACGCUGGCCUGAUCGUCAAGUCCUUCAAGCAGUUUGCUCUGCAGAGGGAGCAGGAGCUGGAGGUAGCUGCAAUUAACCCAAACCACCCGCUUGCCCAGAUGCCUUUGCCCCCGUCAAUGAAAAACUGCAUUCAGCUGGCAGCCUGUGAGGCCAACGAGCUUCUGCCCAUGAUCCCCGACCUUCCUGCGGACCUGUUCACAUCCUGCCUCACCACUCCCAUCAAGAUCGCUCUGCGCUGGUUUUGCAUGCAGAAAUGUGUCAGCCUGGUGCCUGGAGUCACACUGGACUUGAUAGAAAAGAUCCCUGGCCGGCUGAAUGACAGGAGGACUCCUCUGGGUGAGCUCAACUGGAUCUUCACAGCAAUUACAGACACCAUCGCGUGGAACGUGCUCCCCCGCGAUCUCUUCCAAAAGCUCUUCAGACAGGACCUACUGGUGGCGAGUCUGUUUCGAAACUUUUUACUGGCAGAAAGGAUCAUGAGGUCAUACAACUGCACACCUGUCAGCAGCCCCCGACUCCCGCCGACUUACAUGCAUGCGAUGUGGCAGGCCUGGGACCUUGCUGUGGACAUUUGUCUCUCCCAGUUGCCCACGAUCAUUGAGGAAGGCACUGCCUUCAGGCACAGCCCCUUCUUCGCUGAGCAGCUGACUGCGUUCCAGGUGUGGCUCACCAUGGGUGUGGAGAACCGGAGUCCCCCUGAGCAGCUGCCCAUCGUUCUACAGGUGCUGCUAAGUCAAGUGCAUCGGCUGAGAGCCUUGGACUUGCUGGGAAGAUUUUUGGACUUGGGUCCCUGGGCGGUAAGCCUGGCCCUGUCAGUGGGCAUCUUCCCAUACGUGCUGAAGCUGCUCCAGAGCUCAGCCCGAGAGCUGCGGCCACUGCUCGUCUUCAUCUGGGCCAAGAUCCUCGCCGUGGACAGCUCGUGCCAAGCUGACCUCGUGAAGGACAACGGCCACAAGUACUUCCUUUCCGUCUUGGCUGACCCAUACAUGCCAGCUGAACACAGGACCAUGACGGCUUUCAUUCUUGCUGUGAUCGUCAACAGCUAUGCCACAGGGCAGGAAGCCUGCCUUCAGGGGAACCUGAUUGCCAUCUGCCUGGAACAGCUCAGUGACCCCCACCCACUGCUGCGCCAGUGGGUGGCCAUAUGCCUGGGGCGGAUCUGGCAGAACUUCGACUCAGCAAGAUGGUGUGGGGUGAGGGACAGUGCCCACGAGAAGCUCUACAGCCUCCUUUCUGACCCUAUCCCUGAGGUCCGAUGUGCAGCUGUCUUCGCCCUUGGCACAUUUGUGGGCAACUCUGCUGAGAGGACAGACCACUCCACCACCAUUGACCACAACGUGGCCAUGAUGCUUGCCCAGCUGAUUAAUGACGGGAGCCCCAUGGUCCGGAAGGAGCUGGUGGUAGCUCUGAGUCAUCUUGUGGUGCAGUAUGAGAGCAAUUUCUGCACCGUAGCCCUGCAGUUUAUGGAGGAGGAAAAGAACUACCCCUUGCCGUCUCCAGCAGCCACAGAGGGGGGUAGUUUGACCCCAGUGCGAGACAGUCCGUGCACCCCCAGGCUGCGCUCCGUGAGCUCCUAUGGAAACAUCCGGGCUGUCACCACGGCCAGGAGCCUGAACAAAUCUUUGCAGAAUCUGAGCUUGACGGAAGAAUCGGGCAGCUCGGUGGCCUUCUCCCCUGGGAACCUCAGCACCAGCAGCAGCGCCAGCAGCACACUGGGCAGCCCCGAGAACGAGGAGUACAUCCUGUCCUUCGAGACCAUCGACAAGAUGCGCCGCGUGAGCUCCUAUUCUGCCCUCAACUCCCUCAUAGGAGUUUCUUUUAACAGUGUUUACACUCAGAUUUGGAGAGUCCUAUUGCACCUGGCUGCCGACCCCUACCCAGAGGUGUCUGAUCUGGCCAUGAAAGUGCUCAACAGCAUCGCCUACAAGGCCACAGUGAAUGCCCGGCCCCAGCGCAUCCUGGACACCUCCUCUCUGACCCAGUCGGCACCGGCCAGCCCCACCAACAAGGGCAUGCACAUCCACCAGGUCGGAGGCUCCCCGCCAGCAUCCAGCACCAGCAGCUGCAGCCUGACCAAUGAUGUGGCCAAGCAACCAGUCAGCCGGGACCUGCCUUCAGGCCGCCCGGGCACCACGGGCCCCCCAGGGACGCAGUACACCCCUCACUCCCACCAGUUCCCCCGGACACGGAAGAUGUUUGACAGGGGUCCAGAUCAGACCGCGGAUGAUGCCGAUGAUGCCACUGGACACAAGAGCUUCGUCUGUGCUGCCAUGCAGACGGGCUUCUGCGACUGGAGCGCCCGCUACUUCGCACAGCCUGUCAUGAAGAUCCCUGAAGAACACGACCUGGAGAGCCAGAUCCGCAAGGAGCGGGAAUGGCGGUUUCUGCGGAACACCCGCGUCAGGAAGCAGGCGCAGCAGGUCAUCCAGAAGGGCAUCACCAGACUGGACGACCAGAUAUUUCUGAACAGGAAUCCUGGUGUCCCCUCCGUGGUCAAGUUCCACCCCUUCACACCAUGUAUCGCCGUGGCUGACAAGGACAGCAUCUGUUUUUGGGACUGGGAGAAAGGAGAAAAGCUGGAUUACUUCCACAAUGGGAACCCUCGCUACACCAGGGUCACUGCCAUGGAGUACCUGAACGGCCAGGACUGCUCCCUUCUCCUGACAGCCACAGAUGACGGCGCCAUCAGGGUGUGGAAGAACUUUGCUGACUUGGAGAAGAACCCAGAGAUGGUGACUGCAUGGCAGGGGCUCUCAGACAUGCUGCCCACCACACGAGGAGCUGGGAUGGUGGUGGACUGGGAGCAAGAAACUGGCCUCCUCAUGAGCUCAGGGGAUGUGCGGAUUGUCCGGAUCUGGGACACUGACCGUGAAACGAAGGUGCAGGACAUCCCCACGGGCGCCGACAGCUGCGUGACAAGUCUGUCCUGCGACUCCCACCGCUCGCUCAUUGUGGCUGGCCUUGGCGACGGUUCCAUCCGUGUCUACGACAGGAGGAUGGCGCUCAGCGAAUGCCGCGUCAUGACCUACCGGGAGCACACAGCCUGGGUGGUGAAGGCCCACCUGCAGAAGCACCCCGAGGGCCACAUCGUGAGCGUGAGUGUCAAUGGAGAUGUGCGCUUCUUUGAUCCCCGGAUGCCUGAGUCUGUGAAUGUGCUACAGAUUGUGAAGGGGCUGACGUCCCUGGACAUCCACCCCCAGGCAAACCUCAUCGCAUGCGGCUCCAUGAACCAGUUCACCGCCAUCUACAACGGAAACGGCGAACUCAUCAACAACAUCAAGUACUACGACGGGUUCAUGGGCCAGCGAGUCGGGGCCAUCAGCUGCCUGGCCUUCCACCCACACUGGCCCCACCUGGCCGUGGGAAGCAACGAUUACUACAUCUCCGUGUACUCGGUGGAGAAGCGCGUCAGAUAGUGGCACCGGGCUCCUGCUGCGGCCACCCCACACACAGUGAACCCCAGGCUCGCCGCAGACGCCGGCUCCUGACCCAGCUGCUGCCCUCGGAGGAAGGGCCACGCGCUUUCUUUUUUCUCUUCGCUGUAAUGUCUAGAAGGUCCAGGGAAGGGGAGGGCUUUGUUUUGUCAUCACUUCUCGCAGAGAACCAGCGCCCAGGCUCCGAGACUCCCGACACACAGCUGUGCACCGCGGCCCCUUCCUGGCCUCUUUUCCUUCUGAGGUUUUUUUUAAGGGAACAGACUUGUUUUAUUUUCCCUGUGAUCAGAGCAUUAGCUACAGAAACGACAGAGCCCUGACAGAGAAGCAGCACUGGGGCUCCCGUGGGCCCCAGAAUGGCCCCCACCAGCCUGGCCUGGCCCCACUGUCCUCUCAAGGCCUGAGCCUGGAGCCGCUGGGAACAGGCUGGAGGAGGCUGGAGGUGUCAGAAAACAGGGAGGGAGACCCCUGCAGCCAGCAGUGAGGAGGAAGCAGCCCCGAGCUGGCCCUCCAGGGCUGCUCAGCUGCAGGCCUCCCUGUCAAGGGGGGUCGUGGUACGAAGAGGGGGGCUCGCCAGCCUCACCCCACCCCCCGUGCAGCCAGGCCCUUGGACUCUGGUUUGGGUCCUUCUCGCAGGAAGGCAUUCGCAGGAGAGGGCCCAUUGGCUCUGCUGCUCUAGACACAAUGAGGUCCUCACAAAUCAGCCACCGUCCCAAACUGCAGGCUCAUCCCUGAAGUGCUGCUCUAGUGACCAUGGCCAGGACCUCCAUGUCCCUGCUUGGGGUGCAUGUGUGCGUGGGUGCUAUGGCCUCCCUGCCAUGCACACACCUCACACAGGUGCUGAGGUGCACGGAGCCCCAGGGGUUGUGGGUAGCAAUAGCCGGUCUUCAGCUCUUUGCCCUACGCUGGUGUGAGCAAGGCUUGCAUCUUGCAGUCCGUGAUGCAGAAGCAUUCUGGAGGCCUAGCCUGGCCUGCCCGGUGUGCGUGUGUUUGUGUGUGUGUGUGUGUGUGUGUGUGUGUGUAUGCGCGCGCGUGCAUGUGCAGUUCCAGAGGGGCCUUGUGGACGGCUGGACCAUGGGAGGGAGCUCGGAAUUGCUGCUGAUUGCACACACGUGGCACAACCACAAUGAUGGCGUUUGGAAAGCGUUUCCAUUUUCCUUGGGAAUCAGGAUCUUUCAGAGAUGAGGAAUGAGAGGGCUUAAUUGAUUCUGCUGAUCAGAGACCAAUAAUAGUGGGGUCUGAGUGAGUCGGGACAGGAAGGCCAGGCCCCUCAUGUGGGGGCCGAUAGCUCUGUUUUGGCCAAGACUGUCUUCCAGGUGGAUGGAGUCCUGAGGGCAGCCCUAAGCCAACCCCAGAGCCAGACGGGUGGACAAGGCAGGAUGGAGGAGGAGGAGACCCUUCUGCUGCCCCCAGGAGGUUCCAGGGUGAAGGCCCUUCCCUCGCCUGGGAGCACAAGCAGCCUGGAGUCAGGAAGGCCCUAGAAAGUCCUGACUCCCCCACAAGUUCUACCCUUUCCCCUGCACCCCCUAAGCUCUGUGGGGAUCUCCUGUGGGUGAAACCCUGGAACCUUCCGGAAACUGAGCUUCACCCACAGAGCUGCUGACCUCCCGUAGCUGAGGUUCAGCUCGAUUGCAACCUAACUUGUAUUUCUGUUACUUUUGAGGCAAAACCGCCACUGGCAAAGUGCAGAUGGCUCUGGAGGGGCCAGGCCCUCCCCUCCCUGGUCCCACUGGAGCCCUGCUCAUGCUGUGCAUCCACUAGCACCGCGUGGGCGGGGCCUUCCCAGGCUGAUGCGAAAACUCAAUCAUGAAGUUAACAGGCUCGAGAGAGCACCGCCUAGAGUUCCUUUAUCUCUAUUUAUUUUACCAAAAUGAGAAUUGAAAAAGACUUUGACAAAACAUGGAAUCGUAAUGUGAAGCUAAGAGCAAUGACAAAUAAUAAACUUAAUAAAAAUUAAAGACGUGCACAAGUGGCCGCUGGUGGCAGCCUCUGCCCAGGAAGCAACAUCUGCCCCUGGGGGGCCAGGCAGGCCUGCGGGGAGCCUUGGGGCGGGUAUCGCCUAAGUCCUCUGCAGCUGCCCUGGGCAGCUGGGCCUCAGCCCCACAAGAAAGCGCAGCACUUUACAUCA
Molecule: messenger RNA, 6971 nt
Organism: Marmota flaviventris (yellow-bellied marmot)
Lineage: Eukaryota; Metazoa; Chordata; Mammalia; Rodentia; Sciuridae
Source: RefSeq, a predicted model, not a curated record